Molecule: messenger RNA, 1268 nt
Organism: Syzygium oleosum
Lineage: Eukaryota; Viridiplantae; Streptophyta; Magnoliopsida; Myrtales; Myrtaceae
Product: methyl-CpG-binding domain-containing protein 11
Exons: 2
Coding region: 113-1030 (305 amino acids)
Molecular function (GO): DNA binding
Source: RefSeq, a predicted model, not a curated record
GUGUCGGGUGCGCGCGCGCGUGAGCCUUGCAGCUGAAAGGGGCGCGCUCUUCCUCUGUGUUGGGGUUCGGUGUUUCUGGGGGUUCGUGCGGCUGGCAGGGAGGCUUUUGGGGAUGGCGGGCUCGGUGGAGAAGGACGAGGUGGUGUCGCUGGAGCUCCCCGCUCCCCCCGGCUGGACCAAGAAGUAUUUGAUCAAGAAAGGUGGGACUCCUAAGAAAAAUGAGAUUGUCUUCACUGCACCAACUGGAGAUGAGAUCACCAACCGGAAGCAAUUGGAUCAGUACCUCAAACAACACCCAGGUGGUCCAGCUAUAACAGAGUUCGACUGGGGCACUGGUGAGACUCCUAGGAGAUCAGCCAGAAUCAGUGAGAAGGCAAAAGCAACUCCUUCGCCUGAAAUUGAAAGCCCAAAGAAAAAAGCGAGGAGGACAUCAGCUUCCAAGAAGGACAAGAAAGAAACUGCAGCUGCUCCUGAAGGGACUGAGGAGAAGAAAGAAGUUGACAUGGCAAAUGCCGAAAAUACUGAAAAGGAUAUAGCUGAGACUGAAAAGGAAAAGGAAGCUCCUGAGGAAAAUCAGGAUGAGAAUAAAGAAAGAGUUGAAGAUGGUGAUGUUAAGACUGUUCAAACUGAAGAGCCAACAGAGGGAGCCAAUUCGGGCAAAGCUGAGGAAGCUAAGGAAAACAAGGCAGAUGCUGUUGGAUGUGAUAAAGAAAAUGAGAAAGCAGAAGAUGUGGAGCUGAAGGAGAAGGUCAAGCAACCACAAGUUGAGACAGAGAAAGUGGAUGGUCCUGGUGAAGUUAAAAAAGCAGAAGAAACUACUGGUGUGGACAAAAUGGUUGAUGGAGAAGAGAGGGAUCAAAUCAACCAGAGCGCUCCUGAACCUGAAUCUGAUAUCAAGGAGAAAACAGCACCAAAUGGAAGUGCUGACGACCCAAACAAGUUAGAUGUUCACGAGAUGGGCAAAAAGGUGGAUGGCGAAGCGAUCGAGAAUGGAAACCGUGGAAGCGGACCUGGAGAGGUUGUGGCUUGAGACUUGAGAGCCUUCUGUGAUUAUUAGUCUGUUUAGGCCGCUUCUCUUUCCUUUAGGUUUGUGGGUACUUUUGAAAUGACUGUAGUUUGAUGGUGUAGCUAUCUGAUUGGUUCUGUACACAAUCACAGAUUAGGUCUCUGUAGUUACUCUAAUGUCGUAUCGUGUAAUGACUACUGUAACAUUAUGGUGUCGGAUGUCGACAAUGUUAUGUAGCUAUGUAUCCAAUAAGUCUUAUGUA